Linderina pennispora is the source of this 720-nucleotide messenger RNA. RefSeq lists its product as uncharacterized. Gene Ontology annotation, molecular function: DNA-binding transcription factor activity. The transcript has a single exon. The record is from RefSeq and is a predicted model, not a curated record. Bases 57 to 677 code for a protein of 206 amino acids. Gene Ontology annotation, biological process: negative regulation of DNA-templated transcription. Lineage: Eukaryota; Fungi; Kickxellomycota; Kickxellomycetes; Kickxellales; Kickxellaceae.
CAGCAACUUCGAAUCUAUUAUCAGUUAUUUCUUUUCCCAAGACAGCUUUUCCAGCAAUGGACUCAUCAGAACUCGAGCUUUACAAAACCCAGCUCAGCGAAGUCGAGCUUGCACUCUCCGCCGACCCCGGCAACACCGAACUCCAGGCGUUGAAAGCUGAUCUCCAGGAGCUCCUUUCCCUCAGCACAGCGACAUCGACACCCAAGCCGCAACCAGCCAAAUCCAAAUCGCUCGGGGGCUGGUCUAUUGGCAUGGAGUGCCUGGCGAAAUAUAGUGAUGGGCAGUUUUAUCCGGCGCGGAUUGUCGGAUACGGCGAUGUGGGCCUAAAGGUCACAUUUGUCGGGUAUGGCGAUACACAGGACACAGAUGUGGAUGAUCUGAAGAGUAUCAAUGAUGCAGAGAAGCCUGAGGCGAGCAAGGUCGAAAAAGUGGACAGAGUCGAAAAGGGGAAGAUCGAGAAGAAGCACGGAAAAAAGAAGCAGAAGAAGCCGGAUGUCAUGGCGCAGGGCCAGCAGGCGUGGCUGAAGUUUGCCACUGGAGGACACAGCAAAAAGCUGAAGGCCAAGGCGAUCAACAGCAAGUCGAUAUUCAAGAGCCCGACGACGAUUACCGGCAAGGUCGGUGUCAGCAACAGUGGCAAGGGGAUGACUAAAAAUCCCAGCAUGACUAAAUUGUAAAAAUCAAAGCGUUAUUUUAUUCCGAAAUGAAACUAGAAUCCAC